AUCAACUAAUGAAGCUGGUCUGGCUUGCGCCUUAUGUAAAAAGUAAAGAAAUCAAUAAUGCUUAUCGAUCAGCGUGAAUGUGUUAUAGAUAGAUGAUAUAUAGAUAAUAGAGUUAUAAAAUUACCGAACCAAUCACAGCGAAGAUGACAUUAAGCGCCGUUCUCACAGCUACCUGUCGACUUCCGGUUGUCAUUGGUUCUGUUGGUGAAAAUGUAUAAAUAAAACGGGUCAAAUUUUCUGUCAAACUGGCUGUCAGUGAACUUGAUAUUCCACAUACAUACGUACUAUAUAUAAAUUAGCCAGUGAACCAUUUGGAAAUUCUCGUAAUGAUUGAAAACAACAGAAAAAUAGCAGCCAAAAUAAAGCUGUUGUACCCUUAGCUCUGUACAGUGCUAUAUAUAUCAUAAGGGUACAUUCCGAGCUUCGAGGAAACGGGUGACAAUCGGCGGUGGUCUGCUUAUUAUUGCAUACAUUUGGCUGUAACAACAAACGGGAGAAUGAAUAAUAAUAAUAUAAGAAGACACUGAACGAGAAACUCUGCGUAAACAACGACCCAGUGAGAAAAAAUCCAGCUUCGAACGAGCGAAUUACAAAGGAAAAAAGAGAAAAAAAGUGUGAUAAUUAAUUCAUCAUCUGUAUUUAAACGAAGAGAAAGUAAUCACAGCAACAACAAUUUGACUGAGUGAUCAUAUAUUCUUAUAUGCCAUUCAUUGCAUCCAGUUUUUUGGAUAGAUAUAUAUGGGAUCACAAGAAAUUAUGGCAAGCAAACGUUGUCUUCUGCCGAACCUAAACACUUUAAUUAGUGUUUACAUAAUGGAAAACUAAAAAUUAAUCGACGGAGAAGUUAUCUUUUGUCAAACCAGUUUUGAUUCUAGAUGCUGGUUGCAGUUUGUGUUUACCAUGUCUGAGGAUAAAGAAAAAUACUUCAGUCCAGAAUGGUGUAUGGUGGACGAUCAAGGCCAAAGAUACAUGUUGCCAAAGACAAUGAUAUUUAUGGGUCAUGAAGAAUGUGAUUUUAUAAUAGAGGGUAGCAGUGUAGAUAAGCGGCAUGCUGUGGUAACUUUCGAUCACUAUCUCAACAAAUUUAAGAUAAAGGAUUUAAGUACCAUUCAUGGGACUUUCAUAAAUGAUGUACGAAUUCCCGAACAAGAAUAUAUAACAUUGGAAGAAAAAUAUACAAUACGCCUUGGAUAUUCUCAGUCAGUAUAUUAUAUAGAACAGGUAUUUGAUACUCCAUAUAAUGUUGAAGAGGAGAACGGUUCCCCUGAUAGAAUAACUACAUGGCCUUCAAAUUCUCAUGAAACAAUGGAAGAAGUUGAUCUUGCCUAUUAUGGAAUGUCAUUUAAUCCAUAUAGUUAUAAUCUGGAAACUGUAAAUCAAGAGGCACCGAAUCAUGAAGAAUUUGAAGAGCAGCAAAGGAGCAAUGGAAAUCUUCAGCAGAAUUACGAGAGCAGCUAUAAUGGAUACAUAUCAAACGAUCCCAAUCAUACGUGGCCUAGAAAGAGGCGUCCAAAAAGCUGGACAUCUCAGUCAAAUUAUAGUUCUCAGCAUACUGAGGAGAAGAAAAGAUCUUCUUACCAUGUAGAGUCCACUGUUGAUGCUGAGCAGGACUAUCUCAACAGUAUUCCACCGUCCAUAAUGAAGCCUUCACAUUCUACUCUUGGAAAUUUACAAAGCCAAAAUAAUAACGUUUCAUACACAAAAAGUGACUUUGUUUCUAUGGAGGGUGUACCAUCAGCUCCUGAAAAGACACAACCACCAGUGAGUCACAACCAGAUUUCAGUGAAAUCUCCUUCAUACUCUGAGGCUGGUGGAGCAAAUGAAAAUAAUACCUACCGAACUAGAAAUGAUAUAACUAGAAUUAAAAAGGUUACACCGCUUUAUGGUCAACCUUCCUGGUGGGGAGAACCAGACAUAGUUGAGAAUGACCCAGUGGAUUCUUCAAACAGCUCUCAAAACCAAAAGAAGAAAUGCAAUGAUAGUGAAACAUCUGAUAAACCCACAAAACCUGGAAAUUUAGCAGUGUACAAUAUUCAAACUGAUACAUCACAUAAUCUAGAAAAAUAUAAAAACGACCCAAAAUACGCCUGUACAUAUAUGGAGAUUUCUCACAGAGAUUUUGAACUGGAAAAUAAUAGCGCUUGUCGUGGAAGCCUUUCGUCGUCUAUAUCCAAAGAUAGUCUAGUGUCACAUGAUAGUCGAAAGGGAUCACUUGAAAUUUCAAGUGACCAUGGUAAGAAACAAUCUUCAUCGGAAAGAGAGUUAUCAGUGGAGAAGACAGAACCAGUCAAUAAAGUUGCAGAUGCAGGUGGAACAGCUUUUACCGUUGAAAUUGGUGAACAAAAACCAAGGAAAUGGAAUAGUUUAAGUGAAUUUAUGCCAUCCAAAAUUCGGCGGAGUUUCCGAGAACGAUCUGAACGGGCAAUGAAACAGUCUACUAAAGAUGGUACAGCACCAAAAUUUGUGGAAGCUGAUUCUCCCCCUGAUCAAGCAAAAGAUGGAGAAAUUUUGGGAGAAAAGGGGAAAGCAAAAACACCUAAAGCUAGUCAAUCCAGUGAAGGCGAAGAAGAAAAUCAUACAAAAGCAAAGAAAGAUGCAAAUUUGAAAAACAACAAAAUUUCUCCGUCAUCUUUCCCAACCUAUAAGCCUGCGAGUCAUCAGAAUGACAAUGAAGAGAUUUCGCCACCAACAUGUUCUGGUGCUGCAUCAUUCCUUAUCAACAAGAUGUUUCAAGGCAGUAAUUGCCCAGCCAACGUCAAUCCUGCAUCGACAUCUCCUCCUUCUGAUUAUUGCCUCAUUCCUGGUAGUGGAGCUCCUGCAUCAUCUGGGAAAUUCUUUGACCCGUCAACAGAACAAGAUCGCUACUACGAUCAGAAAAAUUUGAACGGAAACAAAUACUGUGAAACGACAGAUAAAACUUGUACAGACAGUUCUCCCGAAGCUCAAGAUCUCGAAGCAAUAGAAGAUAAACUCAGCGAAGCUGGAACGUACACUAUUGAAGGUGACCAAGAAGCUAAAGAGGAAGAAGAAUUGGCCAGGAAAAGAAUUGACAAUGUGUUUGGUGUUGGCCAAAAUAUACAAAGACCUAUAAUAGUUGAAUUUAAUCACUUAGAACAGGACUCUUCUACAUUAGGAAAAGAAUCUAGUGAAAUGAAUCAUGUUGGAAAAUUUUUAGAGGAUUCAAAGUUUUAUUUAAAUAACGGUAGUAAUAAUAAUUGUUCUCCAGAAGCAGAUGUAGAUCAAAUGGAAGAUAUAGAAAAUUUAAAAGAUGUCUCACCAGAAUCAAAUACAUGUGAUAUAAUUCCACAAAACUCAGAGAAGACAUUGGCAGAAUCUGAAUUUAAACCACAAUCUGAGUCAAGUGGAUCAUCUCCAUUGGUAUCCAAGCCUCCUUUGGGAUGUCCAAGAAAACGAGCGGGUACAGGAAGAAAACUGCCUUCAUUACCCGCUGAAUCUGGAGUGCCUCCAAGCAGCAAACCUCAAAAGCAAACUACUACUCAAAAGAAAGAGGAGAAAUGGGCCUCCUCUGAUGUUAGCAAGAAACAAAAAUCGUUUUUAACUUCGAAUCAGAGCAAUGGUGGUAAUAGAACUACAAGAAGUAAAGUUGACACAGACCAUGAUACGGGUAGAUUGUUAAAAGAUACAGAAACUGCCAUGGCUGCUCUGGAAGCUAGAGUGUCGAAUCCUAGCAUAUCACAAGGCACUGAUGGGUCUGAGUCAGAUGUUUCCUCUAAUACAAACUAUAAUUUUAGCAAAAACAGUGCACUUCGCUCUAGCAACAGGAGCCUUUCAGAUCAGCCCAGUAGUCGAAAAUCGUCAUUCUCUGAUAAUGCAAAACCAAAAGCUUCAUCCAAAAAUAUAAUAAAUUCCAAAGAGAGGAACCCUCCAAUUCAAAGAAAUUAUUCUAAGGGAAGUGAGAAAGGGUCAAUAAGUUCAGAUAUUACAAGUGAAUCUGAAGCCCUUGAAACUAUGAGCAAUAACUCUGACUUUAGUUUGGAAUGUGGUAGUGAAGGAGAUGGUUAUAACCGCCGUGGCUCCAAAGGUAAAGGUGGCAUUUCUAUGACCAGACCAAACAGAGCAUUCCAACUUAGACAAGCAAAAGCUCGUGGUGCUGAGGUAGUGGAUAAACCCCCACCUCAUUCUGGGAGUGGUAGGGGAACAUCAUUAAGUAGUACAGUUUCUAAAGCUAGUAUGGUUAAAGGUAAGGUUAAAAGAGUCAAUUCUGUAAAUUUGCCUGCGGAAAGAUUAUCAGAAACUCAAAGGAGUACUGGUCUUAGCACAGAAUCCAUCCACAAAAGUUAUGAAAACAUUAAAGGGAGUUCAAAUUUCAUGAGAACUGAUGGUGGACGGUACAGUCUUAGAGUCAGACGGUCUGCUUCUACUUCGACUCCAAGAAACUCCAAUGAAUCGCGUAUAAGAUCAGAUUUAAAAUCAGCCAAAUCACAGCUGAAAGCUGCACAUAGCACACCCGGACUGAAUAUUGUCAGCCUUUCUAGUAAAAGUAAUUCACAGCCGACUAGUCGUUCAAAUUCUCCAAGAUCUGUUGAUAAAAGUAAUCUGAAGCGACGUAAAGAAUUUAACCAACGACAGCAGAAAUCUUCAACGGGCAAUUUGAGUUCAGGAUCUUCUACCGACACGAAAAACACAAAAAUUCAAGUGUCAGCAUCUAAAGCUGAAUGUUCUGAAGUGUCAAUAAAUAGUCGAAUGAUUCGAUCUGCAUCUUUGGAGUUGUCUAAAUACAAGAACUCUGUAGAUGCAGUCUCUUCACAAAAAAGUUCAUCUAGAUCGUAUCGAGAUGUAUCCAAUAUUGGUGAAGAUCGUAUUAAAAGUGGUUUUGUACCUUACAGUGGACUAGGAACAUUCCAAAGUUGCCUUCGCCAUCCAGACGAAUUUGAUUAUGGAAAUGAAGAGAGGUUACUACUUCCGAAAUCUAUGCAGGAAACUCUACCGUUGGUUAUUGCACUGUCACCAGUGCAUUUAUAUAAACUAUUAGGUUCACAGCUUUCCACGGAUAUGAGCCUGAAUGAAAGGUCAUAUGACAAUAUUAUUAUUUCCUCUAUUUAUCAACUGUCGUUGAAACUGAAAACUGCUACAGAUAGGACUAUUCAAAAAUUGAGGUUUGUUGUUUUUGUUUAUAUAUUUCUUUCUCAACUUCUUAAUUCAGUUUAAAUGAUGAGAGAAAAUUGCCAUCAGAUUUCAAAGUGUGAUUGAGUGACACUCACACACAUAUCCAUUUAAUGGCUUUGUUGUAUAUUUGUUACUUGUGAAACUGUCCCACCCAUGCUAGCAUGGAAGGCGGACGUUUGAUGAUGAUGGCCACAAGAAGAUUUCUUAUGAUUGGGUCCCCUUCCUAUUGCCAACCCUCAUCUACCUCAAUGAAUAGUGUAUGACCCAUUCAGGCCUGGAAAAAUAAAUGUUAAAAUAGUGGAUGAUGAUGGCAAUAAUUAAUCAUU
Messenger RNA from Octopus bimaculoides (California two-spot octopus), 5453 nucleotides. RefSeq lists its product as uncharacterized. The record is from RefSeq and is a predicted model, not a curated record. NCBI's taxonomy places the organism in Eukaryota, Metazoa, Mollusca, Cephalopoda, Octopoda, Octopodidae. Gene Ontology annotation, molecular function: protein binding.